This is a messenger RNA of Medioppia subpectinata, 2337 nucleotides long. The record is from the annotation of a GenBank genome assembly. Lineage: Eukaryota; Metazoa; Arthropoda; Arachnida; Sarcoptiformes; Oppiidae.
AAUACAAUUCAUUCAAACAAUCACUUCAUUUGAUCCCAAGAUAUGGCACAAGAAGUGAAACACUUGAAGACAUCACUCGAGACCACAGAUGACUGCGAAGAUGAAGACAAUAAACAGAUUUACGCGAAGAACUCUUUGGACAGAUUUGGUGAUGAUUUGUAUGAAGUAUUGUUGACUUAUCUCUCACUCGAAGACCGAUUCCGUUGCGAAUGUGUGUCCAAACAGUUCCAGAGGACAGUCUUCGUGAGUGUUGUGGACAUCACUCUUAGCGAUGAAUUUAUACAGAGAUUAAUGAAUGCGAAAAGAAGUUACGUUCAAAUGUUGGCCACAAUUGCCAUAAAUGUCCAUUCAUUUCACAACAUCACAGACUUUACGAACGAUACACUGUUUGGCAAUAAUUUGCAUAAACUUGUGUUGAACUUUCAUUCCGACCCUUUUAACCACUUCUGGUCUGCAUUCGUGGCACACAAUCAGUCGCUCCAGUGUUUGGUCUUAAAGUCGUGUUAUUUUGAAAAUACUAUAUUUAUGACCGAAAUGUGCGGACAAUUGUCACGAUUAACACAAUUACGGGAAUUGAGUCUCGGGUUAGUGUUUGGAGAACUGGACGAUCAAAAGUCCGCAGUCGUGAACCAGUCUUUGCGCACAAUUGGUGUGAAUUGCAAACAAUUGCAACGAUUGUCACUCCGAUUGCAAUCUUCUACUAAUAUCUCAUUGAAUUCGUUAAGAGUUUAUCGCCGACUAAAACGAUUACAUUUAUCAGCGUUUGCGGCCAUCGAUGACCAGUUGUUGGAUCCGUUGAGUGACUGCAAGAGAUUAACGCAUUUAGGGCUGGAUUUGCCGCGAAUGACAGCAAAUGUGUUAAAAGAUUUGCAUAUAAAGUGUCCGCGACUUCAGUAUCUAUUAAUUAGUAACUUUCAUAACAACACCGAGUGUUUGUCUCACAUCUCAAGACUACCGGCGCUGCAAAUGCUUGUCAUAGACUUCGAGGAAUGGGAAUCUUAUGAUUUCUCGGACAAUGAUUUCUGGGAUUUGUUGUCUAAAAAUAUGGCACAACAGAUGAAACGCAAUAAGACAUCACUCGAGACCACAGAUGACGGCAAUGAAGACUACAUUCAACACCCAAUGAUUUACGCGAAGAACUCAAUGGACAGAUUCGGUGAUGAUUUGUGUGCACUUAUAGUUUCUUAUCUCUCACUCGAAGACCGAUUCCGUUACGAAUGUGUGUCCAAACAGUUCCAGAGGACUGUCUUCGGGAGUGUUGUGGACAUCACUCUUAACGUGCGAUUCAUAUGGAGAUUAUUGAAUGCGAAGAGAAGUGACGUUCAAAUGUUGGCCACAAUUGCCAUAAAGUGUCCGAAGAUUGAGACCAUUGACUGUCGAAGAAUAGACACUGAAUACGAGAGUCGUAUUCCCGAAAUGUUGUACUUAUUUCGUGACUAUUGCCGACAUUUGGGGGAAAUAUACUGCGAUUUGUGGGAAAAUAAUGACCAAAGUAUGCGAUCAUUGGCGCCACUCAUCACACGAAUCGGUGGUAACGUUAGGGCUCUGCCAGACAGACAAUGGCUGACUCUGUUCUACCGAUUGUCACACUUGAGGGUCGACUCUAUUGACAAAGUCUUUGACAAAUCAAACGGCAAAUUGUUGGCCAAGAAUUUGCGUAACUUUGUGUUAUUAUCGCAUUCACAACACUAUAACCAUCGCUGGCCGGCAUUCGUGGCCGCGAAUCAGUCGCUCCAGAGUCUGGCCGUAAAGAGUUGUCACUUUGUUUCUAAACAAUCGGUGCGCGAAAUGUGCGGACAAUUGUCACGGUUAACGCAAUUACGGGAACUGACACUCGGACUGACGUUGCGGUUAACGGACGGCAACAAUAUUUCAGUACUGAACGUGUUUUUGCGUAAAAUUGCCGCGAAUUGCAAACAAUUGCAACGAUUGUCACUCGAGUGGUCGUCAAUGCCUAACGAACCCCUGUUUACGUUGGAUUCGUUGCGUGUCUUUCGGCAAAUGAAACGCUUCCGUUUACAGACCGAUGCGGACAUCGAUGACCACCUGUUGGAACCGCUCACUCACUGCAAGACAUUAACGCAUUUAGAGCUGCAUUUAAAGCGAAUGACACCAAAUGUGUUGACAGAUUUGCAUCAAUACUGUUCACAACUUCAAUAUCUAUACAUUGAUGACAUGAAUAGCAUUAUAGACACCGAGUGUUUGGAUCACAUCUCAAGACUACCGGCGCUGCAAAAGUUUGUCAUUAAAAGGCGCCGUAAGACGACUUUCAGUGAUAAUACUGUUCAGAAGUUUUUGGCGAAAAGUCCUAAACUGGUGUCCAUUAAAAUUGUGUAA